AACUUGAACACAUACAUUGCCCAGUUCAGAUUUAACUUUGAUUGGAGUUCGAUUUCUAUACCUUGGAUAAGAAAACGAAAAUGGCAGAUCCUUCAUCCACGGGUGGACUCACUCUGUUCUCUCCUUACAAGAUGGGCAAGUUCAACCUCUCUCAUAGAGUGGUGCUUGCGCCAAUGACGAGGAAUCGAGCGUUGAACGAACUUCCGCAGCCGGCGAUGGUCGAGUACUAUUCUCAGAGGUCAACCCCCGGUGGCUUUCUAAUCUCUGAAGGCACUUCGCCAUCAGACCAAAGCUUCGGGUUUCCACAUGUUCCUGGGAUUUACACCGAUGAACAAGUUGAGGCAUGGAAGAAGGUGGCUGAUGCUGUUCAUGCCAAAGGUGCCAUCAUUUUCUGUCAACUUUGGCAUGUAGGUCGUGCUUCUCAUCAAGUUUUUCAACCAGGUGGGAGGUCGCCAAUUUCUUCAACCAGCAAUCCCAUCUCAAAGAAGUGGAAAGUUGCGUUGCCUGAUGGGUCUCAUGACGUUCACUCUGAACCUCGACGCCUCGAGACCCAAGAAAUACCCCAGAUUGUUGAGCAGUACCGUCAGGCUGCCUUGAAUGCCAUUCGAGCAGGUUUUGAUGGAGUUGAGAUCCAUUCGGCACAUGGCUACCUCAUCGAUCAAUUCUUGAAAGAUGGGGUCAAUGAUCGAACUGACGAGUACGGUGGCUCGCUUGCAAACCGCUGCAAGUUCUUGAUACAAACUGUUGAAGCAGUAGUUGAAUCCCUUGGUGCUGAUAGAGUUGCCGUCAGAAUCUCACCAGCUAUUGAUUUCUAUGAUGCUACAGACUCCGACCCGAUUGGCCUAGGCUUGGCAGUGAUUGAAAGACUCAACAAGCUUCAACAUAACAUAGGCUCAAAGCUCGCUUAUCUUCAUGUGACUCAGCCUCGAUUGACCACCAUUAUGACGCUGGCGCCGGCAGAGCUUGAUGAAGACAGAGAAGCUCAAUUUAUGAGGACUUUGCGGGAAGCUUAUGAAGGGGCGUUCAUGGCUAGUGGAGGGUUUACUAGGGAGCUAGGAAUGGAAACUGUGUCUUCUGGUGAUGCCGAUUUAGUGUCAUAUGGCCGGGAUUUUAUCUCAAACCCUGACUUGGUGUUGAGGUUUAGGCUGAAUGCUCCCUUGAACAAGUAUAAUAGGGAGACUUUCUACACCCAUGACCCUGUAGUUGGGUACACAGACUACCCUUUUCUAAACAUAGAAAGUUGAUAGAGGAUGACCACUACCCCGUUUGAUUUUGAUGCCGCUGAAAUUGUUAUUGUUCAAUAAAACCUUUUCAUAUAGAGAAAGUAAAAAUCAAAUAAAGAUCCAAGUAAACAUUUGUACCUAU
This is a messenger RNA of Fragaria vesca subsp. vesca, 1365 nucleotides long. RefSeq names its product 12-oxophytodienoate reductase 3-like. Lineage: Eukaryota; Viridiplantae; Streptophyta; Magnoliopsida; Rosales; Rosaceae. The transcript has 5 exons. The record is from RefSeq and is a predicted model, not a curated record. Bases 81 to 1244 code for a protein of 387 amino acids. Gene Ontology annotation, biological process: jasmonic acid biosynthetic process; oxylipin biosynthetic process. Gene Ontology annotation, cellular component: peroxisome. Gene Ontology annotation, molecular function: oxidoreductase activity; FMN binding.